AUGGCAGACUACGACGAAGAUUACGACUAUGAAAACUACGGCGAGGAUGACGAGGGCAUCACUCCCGAGGAUUGCUGGACCGUCAUCUCGUCCUUCUUCGAGACCAAGGGCCUAGUGUCUCAACAGACAGACUCGUUCGACGAGUUUACCCAGACCACCAUCCAAGACCUUGUCAACGAAUACUCUACCAUUACCCUCGACCAACCUAAUCCUCCGUCGGCGCCCGGCGUCAAGAUAGCUCUCCGCCGGUAUGAGAUCAAGUUCGGCACUGUCAUGGUGUCUCGCCCAACCAUCAGCGAAACAGAUGGCACCGUGACCUCGCUUCUCCCCUACGAAUGCCGCGACCGCAACUUGACCUACGCCAGUCCCUUGUACAUCAACAUCACAAAAAAGGUGUCGGCCGCAAUCGAGAAGGAGGUACCCUUGCAUGAGAUGGAUGAUGCUCAGCAGGCCGAAUACGCCAGGACGGGCGAGAAUCCCACCAAGCUCGUCUGGGAGCAGGAGGAGAGCCUGGAUGACGACGAAGCCGGCAAGUCGCAAGACUGGAAAAACAUGGUCUUUGUCGGAAAACUACCCAUCAUGGUCAAGUCCAAGAUUUGCCAUCUCAGCCGAGAGACCGAGGAAAGCUUGUUCACGGUGAACGAGUGCCCCUAUGACCAAGGAGGUUACUUUGUCAUCAACGGAAGUGAAAAGGUGCUCAUUGCCCAGGAGCGCUCCGCAGCGAACAUUGUCCAAGUCUUCAAGAAGGCUCAGCCCAGCCCCUACACGUACACGGCGGAAAUCAGAAGCGCCUUGGAAAAGGGUUCGCGACUCAUUUCGAGCUUGACGUUGAAGCUCUACGGCAAGGGCGAUUCCGCUCGUGGUGGCUUUGGCCAGACCAUUCACACGACCCUGCCCUUUGUCAAGUCCGACCUCCCCAUCGCCAUCGUUUUCCGUGCUCUGGGCGUCGUCUCUGACGAGGAUAUUCUCAACCACAUUUGCUAUGAUCGAAAGGACAGCCAAAUGCUCGAGAUGCUUCGACCCUGCAUCGAAGAAGCCUUCUGCGUCCAGGACAGAGAAGUUGCCCUCGACUUUAUCGGCAAGCGAGGUAACCGUGACCAGGCUGGCCUGGGACGCGAGAAGCGUGUCCGCGUGGCCAAGGAUAUCCUUCAGAAAGAGACGCUCCCCCACAUUUCCCAGACGGAAGGUAGCGAAACGAGAAAGGCCUUCUUCCUCGGCUACAUGGUGCACAAGCUUCUCCAGUGCGCUCUGGGUCGUCGGGAACCCGAUGAUCGCGAUCACUUUGGCAAGAAACGUUUGGAUCUGGCCGGUCCAUUGUUGGCCAAGCUCUUCCGUGGCAUUGUUCGCAGAAUGAACAAUGAGUUGUCAAACUAUCUCAGGCGGUGCGUCGAGGGGAACCGUCACUUCAACCUGGCGGUCGGGAUCAAGCCCGGCACCCUUUCCAACGGCUUGAAAUACUCGCUUGCGACUGGAAACUGGGGUGACCAGAAAAAGGCCAUGAGCUCGACUGCUGGUGUGUCCCAGGUGCUGAAUCGCUACACCUUUGCCUCUACACUCUCGCACCUGCGGCGUACCAACACCCCCAUUGGCAGAGACGGAAAGCUGGCCAAGCCGCGUCAGUUGCACAACACGCAUUGGGGUUUGGUGUGCCCUGCAGAAACACCCGAAGGUCAAGCUUGUGGCCUCGUCAAGAAUUUGUCCCUCAUGUGCUAUGUCAGUGUGGGAUCACCUUCUGAGCCGCUGAUAGAAUUCAUGAUCAACCGGGGCAUGGAAGUCGUCGAGGAGUAUGAACCGCUGAGAUACCCCCACGCGACCAAGAUUUUCGUCAACGGUGUCUGGGUUGGCGUGCAUCAGGAUCCCAAACACCUUGUCGGACAAGUCCUGGAUACCCGGCGAAAGUCCUAUCUACAGUACGAAGUAUCGCUGAUCCGAGAAAUCCGAGACCAGGAGUUCAAGAUCUUUUCAGACGCUGGACGCGUCAUGAGACCUGUCUUUACGGUGCAGCAGGAAGACGACCCUGAGACUGGCCUUGAAAAGGGCCAUCUGGUCCUUUCGAAGGAACUUGUCAACAAGCUUGCCAAGGAGCAAGCUGAGCCCCCCGAAGACCCGAGUGAAAAGCUCGGAUGGGAAGGUCUAAUCAGAGCCGGUGCCGUCGAAUACCUCGAUGCCGAGGAAGAGGAGACGUCCAUGAUUUGCAUGACGCCGGAGGACCUUGAGCUGUACCGUCUACAAAAGGCUGGAGUCGCCCUCGACGAUGACAUGGGCGAUGACCUGAACAGGCGUCUCAAGACCAAAACAAACCCAACCACGCACAUGUAUACCCACUGUGAAAUUCAUCCUAGCAUGAUUCUGGGCAUUUGCGCGAGCAUCAUCCCAUUCCCCGACCACAACCAGUCUCCUCGCAAUACUUACCAAUCUGCCAUGGGUAAGCAAGCGAUGGGUUUCUUCCUGACUAAUUACUCGCGGCGCAUGGACACCAUGGCGAAUAUCCUCUACUACCCACAGAAACCUUUGGCCACGACGCGAUCCAUGGAGUUUCUCAAAUUCCGCGAGCUUCCUGCGGGCCAAAACGCCAUUGUAGCCAUUGCUUGCUACUCUGGCUACAACCAGGAAGAUUCCGUCAUCAUGAACCAGAGCAGCAUCGACAGAGGCUUGUUUCGAAGCCUGUUCUUCCGUUCGUACUCUGAUCAAGAGAAGAAGGUCGGCCUGAACUACACCGAGAUAUUCGAGAAGCCGUUCCACCAGAGCACGUUGCGCAUGAAGCACGGCACGUACGACAAGCUCGACGACGACGGCAUAGUCGCCCCUGGGGUGCGUGUGUCGGGGGAAGACAUCAUCAUCGGCAAGACGGCGCCAAUCGACCAGGAGAACCAAGAUUUGGGAACACGAACGAGCGUCCACCAGAGGCGUGACAUUUCAACGCCGCUCCGAAGCACCGAAAACGGCAUCAUUGACUCCGUCAUUCUCACCGUCAACGCGGAUAACGUCAAGUACGUCAAGGUCCGGGUUCGGACAACCAAGAUCCCGCAGAUUGGCGACAAGUUUGCGUCUCGUCACGGACAAAAGGGCACGAUUGGUGUGACGUACCGGCAGGAGGACAUGCCCUUUACACGGGAAGGGGUCACGCCAGACAUCAUCAUCAACCCGCACGCCAUUCCGUCGCGAAUGACAAUUGCCCACUUGAUCGAGUGCCUGCUAAGCAAGGUGUCCACGCUGGAGGGCAUGGAGGGCGAUGCCACGCCCUUUACCGACGUGACAGUUGACUCGGUGUCGGAGCUGCUGCGGAAGCACGGCUACCAAUCCAGAGGGUUCGAGAUCAUGUACAACGGCCACACUGGCAAGAAGCUGAGAGCGCAGGUGUUCUUCGGACCCACGUACUAUCAGCGUCUCCGUCACAUGGUGGACGACAAGAUCCACGCGCGAGCUCGCGGUCCGGUGCAGAUCAUGACGCGACAACCGGUGGAAGGUCGUGCCCGAGAUGGUGGUCUCCGAUUCGGAGAAAUGGAGCGCGAUUGCAUGAUUGCCCACGGCGCAGCCGCUUUCUUGAAGGAGCGGUUGUUUGAAGUCUCUGAUGCGUUCCGAGUACACAUUUGCGAAAUCUGCGGCCUGAUGACACCAAUUGCAAACCUUUCGAAGCAGUCGUUUGAAUGCCGACCUUGCAAGAAUAAAACCAAAAUCGCCCAGAUCCACAUUCCCUAUGCUGCGAAACUGCUUUUCCAAGAACUGCAGUCUAUGAACAUUGCAGCAAGGAUGUUUACGAAUCGAUCUGGAGCCUCCAUCCGUUAA
This is a messenger RNA of Ustilaginoidea virens, 3786 nucleotides long. RefSeq names its product DNA-directed RNA polymerase II subunit RPB2. The record is from RefSeq and is a predicted model, not a curated record. Gene Ontology annotation, biological process: DNA-templated transcription. Lineage: Eukaryota; Fungi; Ascomycota; Sordariomycetes; Hypocreales; Clavicipitaceae. Bases 1 to 3786 code for a protein of 1261 amino acids. Gene Ontology annotation, molecular function: DNA binding; DNA-directed RNA polymerase activity; ribonucleoside binding. Gene Ontology annotation, cellular component: RNA polymerase II, core complex. The transcript has 3 exons.